This is a messenger RNA of Lactuca saligna, 330 nucleotides long. NCBI's taxonomy places the organism in Eukaryota, Viridiplantae, Streptophyta, Magnoliopsida, Asterales, Asteraceae. The record is from the annotation of a GenBank genome assembly.
AUGGUUCCUACGGAUGUGGUGGAUAAUGCUAUAAUUUUCCUAAUGGUUGCUCUAAUUUCUGAUUCGAUGCUCAAGUUAGUCAAUCCUACUCAUCAAUUGGUAAUUCAAUAUCAAGCUUCAAUGGAUUCCAGUCAAACUAGUAUUCUUCACCCAAAGGUUACAUCUAAAGGUGCCGAAGGUUCAUCAAAAGCAUCUAAGGGUCAUAAUAUGUUGAAACAAGAAAGUGACCCUCUUCAGCUAAGAUGGACCAGAAGACCCCAAUGCUUUGUAAAUGCGAGGAGAGUCACCCGAAUUCUAUUUUUUCAUCUUAUGGAACCGAAGACGAGUUGA